GAUGAAAUAGACCGAGAAAGUCAGUCCGAUAUAUUUACAAUAUUAAUAAGUUAUAUGUUCAUGUUUGGGUAUGUUGCUUUUGCGCUGGGACAGUAUCAGGUAACCGGUAACAAUCUGGCCACACUGCUCAUUCACUCCAAACUGAUGCUUGGUGUUGCGGGCGUUUUGAUCGUGGCGUUAUCAGUUACGUCGUCAAUUGGGUUAUAUGCGUUCUACGGCAUUCCAGCAUCAAUGAUUAUCCUCGAAGUACAACCAUUCCUGGUGCUCGCUGUUGGCGUCGAUAAUAUCUUUAUUUUUGUACAGGCUUAUCAGAGGGCAGAAGAGCCGCUGUCCGAACCCUUAUAUCUUCGAAUAGCACAUAUAAGCGGUGAAGUGAUUCCGUCUAUGCUUCUUUCAUCGUUUUCCGAGUGCCUAUGUUUUUUCGUUGGAGCGCUGUCGUCGAUGCCUGCUGUUAAAGUUUUUUCGCUUUAUGCAGCACUCGCGAUAUUCUUCAAUUUCUUCCUCCAGAUCACUUGCUUUCUCGCAGUAUUUGUUUUGGAUGUACAACGCGAAGAGGACGGGCGACCAGAAGUGUGUUGUUGUAAGCGAAUAACAGCAGUGGAGGUGAUGAGCAACGAUGGCUACAUGUUGUAUUUAUUUAGCAAUUAUUAUGCUCCAUUUCUUUUGUCAAAAUACGUGCGAAUUUUGGUGGUGCUUUUAUUUGCUGGUUGGUUGAGCAGUUCAUUUGCAGUGCUGGGCAACAUUCCACUUGGCCUCGAUCAAAAAAUGGCCGUCCCAGAGGAUUCCUAUGUAUUUUCGCAUUUCAAGUCGAUGGAUCGCUUCCUGUCUGUUGGACCACCUGUGUAUUUUGUGAUCAAGGGUAACGUGGAAUUCAGCGACCCAUACGAAUUCAAUAGAAUUUGCUCGGGUGCUGGCUGCGCUGCCGAUUCGUUAGGUGCUCAAAUCUCACGUGCCGCACGAUGGUCCAAUAGGUAUUCUGCAGUUUUAGUUCUUUUCAAAGAAUACUGUGCAAAAGCCCUCAACAAAGCAGUAUUGAACGGUGCUUCUGAUUCGGCACUUUGA
Messenger RNA from Gongylonema pulchrum, 1062 nucleotides. Lineage: Eukaryota; Metazoa; Nematoda; Chromadorea; Rhabditida; Gongylonematidae. The record is from the annotation of a GenBank genome assembly.